GUUCCACCUGACUCAGUGUCAGUUUGUUGGUUUUCUGAACAAAUGAAGCUCGAAGACCAAGAGUGACAAUGAUCCUGCCCAGGUGGUUUCUGGGGGUCUGUUUGUGGCUGCUAAGUUUUGCAGGGGUUUGGACUGCUACCUUCAAGUUGGCUCUGAUUGGUCCCUGGUCCUGUGAUCCGAUGUUCUCCAUGGCGAUGCCAAGUGCAGCAGCCAACUUGGCACUGACAAGGUUACGGAGUGACAGCAGUCUGAGCAGAGGUUAUUGGUAUGAUGUCAAACUACUGGAUGAGGACUGUUCCACUUCCAAAGCUUUAGCAGAACUUGGAGACAUGGAUGGUUACGGUCACAUCUACGUUGGACUCUUUAAUCCCUCGCUUUGUCAUGCUGCUUCUUUAUUGGCUCAACACUGGGAGGUGGGGCUUGCGUCACCCGGCUGCCUGGAUGCCGACUGGCCAAACCUCUCGCCCAUCACGCCACCAAGCAGAGUCCUGUUCAGUGUUCUCAGGUUCUUUCACUGGGCACAUGUAGGCGUCAUUUCAGCCCCGGCCGACAUUUGGAGGGGCACCGGACAAGAAGUGGCCUCUGCACUCAGAGCUCUUGGCUUACCUGUUGGUCCGGUUCUUACCAUGGAAACCAAGAACCAAGACGGACCUCAGCAAGCACUCGAGGCAAUCAGACAGGCAGACAAGGUCAAAGUGGUGAUAUUGUGCAUGACCUCUGUUCUUAUUGGCGGGGAGGAUCAGAGAAAGCUCCUUUUAGCAGCUCUGGACAUGGGGAUGGUCUCAGAUGGUUACAUCUUUAUUCCAUACGACGCCCUGCUCUAUGCUCUGCCCUACCAGGACAUAGUGUUUCCCCAGCUGACCAAUAGCACCCAACUUCGCCAUGCCUACAGCUCCGUUAUGACCGUCACCAUGGCGUCUGAUCAGAAUUUCUAUCAAGCUUUUCGUCACGCUCAAAUGAACCGAGAGAUCCGAUCUGCGGUGGCAGCGACACAGGUGUCUCCGCUCUUUGGGACCAUCUUUAACAUGGUUUACUACGUUGCCAAAGCUGUAGAGGAGCGCCGUGAGGCAGGCGGAGGAGGCUGGGUGACAGGUGAUCAAUUGGUCCAAUCAGAUGGAGGCUUUAGCUUCCAGGGAUUUAACCAGGUGUUGCAUGGCGGUAAAGAAGGCAGUGGUUUACAGGCCAGAUAUGUGGUGCUGGACUGUGAUGGGGAUCAACUGGUGCCGACACACACGCUCGCCCCAAUGCACACUGCAGACGGGUCUAUCCGCAGCCUGAAACCGCUGAGUCAUUCGUUCGUCUUCCCGGGAGGAAAACCCCAGAGUUCCAGUUCCUGUUGGUUCAAUCCUGAUAAGCCUUGCAGAGACACAGAUGGAGUGAUGGGCUUCUUUGAUUGCAUGCUGAUCUGCCUUCCGAUUGGAGCCAUAUUCUUUUGGAUCAGGAAAAACAGGACAGUGGUGAACAACACAAAACUCAUUCUGACGUUGGAUGACAUCGUCUUCAUUGACGCUCAAGUCAGCAAAAAGAAACUGAAUGACGAGUCAAUCAUGAGGAGUCUUCUUGAAAUCAAAACUCCAUUCCGCUCGAUCGCCAGAAGCUACAUACUGACCACACCCGAGAGUUCAAAUAUUGGAAUAAUGGAGGGUGACUGGGUUUGGCUAAAGAAGAUCCCAGGAGGAAAUACAACCGCCAGUCAAAACACGCAGAAGCUCUUCAGCAAGUUAAGAGAAAUGCGACAUGAAAAUUUGAACCUUUACUUGGGAUUGUUUGUGGACUCGGGAAUCUUUGCUCUGGUGGUUGAACACUGUCCUCGGGGCAGCCUGGCAGACCUUCUAUCUGAUAGCGAAAUGCGGUUAGACUGGAUGUUCAAGUCGUCGCUACUGAUGGACCUCAUCAAGGGGAUGAAAUAUCUCCAUUUACGACGUUUAAGUCAUGGGCGACUGAAGUCCACAAACUGUCUGGUUGAUGGACGUUUUGUUCUGAAGAUCUCUGAUUACGGACUACACAUGAUCCUUCAUUCAGAGGGACUUAACAUGGUUGUGGACCCACAAGGUGAAAAAAAUAAAUUUGAAAGUGGACUUUUAGACUUUGGUUGUGUAAAUGUGCAUUAUGUCACUUCUUGUCCGCCAGAGCUGCUGUGGACGUCUCCAGAGCUUUUGAGGUGUCCAGUCAGAGGAGGCUCUAUGGCUGGAGACGUGUUUAGUUUCUCCAUCAUCAUACAGGAAGUUAUAUCACGGACGCCACCCUAUGCCAUGAUGGACAUGCCCGCUGCUGAGAUCCUGGAGAGGUUGAAGGAGCCGCCCCCUCUUUGCCGGCCAAUCAUUCCGAUAGAUGAAGCUCCAGCCGACUGUCUCAAUCUGAUGAACGAAUGUUGGAAUGAAGAUCCCGCCAAGAGGCCGUGCUUUGAUGAAAUCUUCAAACAGUUUCGAGGCAUCAACAGAGGGAGGAAAGCAAACAUUAUUGACUCCAUGCUGCGAAUGUUGGAGCAAUAUAGUUCAAACCUGGAAGAUCUGAUCCGUGAAAGAACUGAUGAGCUAGAGGUGGAGAGAAGCAAGACGGAUAAGCUCAUAGGACAGCUGCUGCCAAAGUCAGUGGCUCAGGCUCUGAAGAAAGGGAGGCCAGUUCGACCAGAACAUUACUCGGAUUGUACUCUUUACUUCAGCGACAUCGUUGGAUUCACAACCAUCUCAGCUCUAAGCGAACCCAUUGAGGUAGUGGACCUGCUGAAUGACCUUUAUACCAUGUUUGAUGCCAUCAUUGCUUCUCAUGACGUCUACAAGGUUGAAACGAUUGGCGAUGCUUACAUGGUGGCGUCCGGCAUUCCCAACAGGAACGGAAAUCGACACGCAGCUGAAGUGUCUAACAUGUCGCUCGAUAUCCUGCACUCCAUUGCAGCGUUCAAGAUCAAACACAUGCCGGAAAUUAAAGUGAAGAUACGAAUUGGACUUCACUCGGGUCCAGUUGUGGCAGGUGUGGUGGGUCUCACGAUGCCCAGGUACUGUCUGUUUGGAGACACUGUAACCACAGCUUCUCAUAUGGAAGCCAGCGGACUUCCCUACAGAAUCCACAUCAGUCUGAGUACGAUGAAGGUCCUGACAAGUCUCAAACUGGGUUACCACAUAGAGACCAGAAAAGCUACGGUGAAAGGUUUAGAGGACACCUACUGGCUGAUGGGACGAGACGACUUCAAUAAAGUUCUCCCUGUCCCUCCAGACCUCAUGGGCGGGGCCAGUAACCAUGGUAUCAGCCUUGAUGAAAUCCCAGUUGAAAGAAGGCAGAAGUUUCUGGACCGACAGCAGAAAAAUAAGAAAUAGAUGUUGCCAAUGGACACCCACACAUGCACACUACCUCUAAGUUUAUGAUGUGAAUAUGUUGAUGAAGAUGUUUGUGCCUCUUGUGGUCCUCUAAAUAGUGACUUUUGUUGCAUCUUUAAAUUAUAUUUUUCAGUGCAUUAUGUUUAUAGCUUGUCUACAGUAAAGGUUUUUUAAGGUGGAUCACAGUCAAUCCAUUGCAGGAUGCUGUAUGUACAGUAUUUCAAAAUAAUUUUCUCACUGGAAAUAUUGGAGAUAGAAAUAAUUGUUCAUCAUGAAACCUAAAAGUAAGUGAAUAAUCGUAAUAUUCUUAAUGGUCAUACAAGAAUAAAAAUAUGUUAAACAUGGUUAAAAUUCUGGUGUGAAAAGUUUGGAACUUUAGUGAUAAAGUGAUGUAUAGUGGCAUCUGAAUUUUCUUAAAUGUCACAAGUGUGAAAAGAAUUUAACUGUAGAAUGUAAACACAAUAAAACGCUGACUUUCUCAUCUUUGUUGGUGGUGGUCCUCUUGUCCUGUUCCCGGGCAUACCUCAAUAUUUGAAUAUGAAAAUAGUUUGCUGAAAUAAAGGAAAAGCACAUUCCAGACAUCAUGUGCUUAUAAUCUUUUAAAUCGAUUAAAUAUGAGCAGACAUUGUACUUUAGGUUUAGCACGUUAUUAAUAAGGAUACGGGUUUAGCCCAGUGGUUCUUAACCUGGGUUUGAUCGAACCCUAGGGUGA
Nerophis lumbriciformis (worm pipefish) is the source of this 4026-nucleotide messenger RNA. RefSeq names its product retinal guanylyl cyclase 2-like. Gene Ontology annotation, molecular function: protein kinase activity; adenylate cyclase activity; ATP binding. Gene Ontology annotation, biological process: intracellular signal transduction; receptor guanylyl cyclase signaling pathway; protein phosphorylation. Gene Ontology annotation, cellular component: plasma membrane. The record is from RefSeq and is a predicted model, not a curated record. NCBI's taxonomy places the organism in Eukaryota, Metazoa, Chordata, Actinopteri, Syngnathiformes, Syngnathidae.